AUGGCGGGCGUGGAGGAAGAGGACUACGACUCCAGCGUCAUCACCUCUGAGGAUUGCUGGACGGUCAUUCAGUCAUUCUUCGAGUCGAAAGGCCUAGUGUCGCAGCAGCUCGACUCGUUCGACGAGUUUGCGGCCACCACUAUGCAGGAGAUCAUAAGCGAAACUGAGACGAUAGCCGUAGACCGUAACCUGUCACCAGAGGACGACGGGCAUGGCGCGACGAUUGUCAAGAAGCGGUGGCAGAUCGAAUUCGGCAAGGCUACUAUCUCGCAAGCAGCCAUGACUGAGGGUGAUGGUGUCACGCGAGCACUGUUCCCGCACGAGGCGCGCUUGCGAAACCUGACGUACGCUUCACCCAUUUACUUGGAGAUGAAGAAGCGCGUCAUGAUCGCCAAAGAAAAGCCGGCAGGUUCAUACUGGGAUGAAGAACAGGAGCGGUGGGAGGCACCUGAAGAAUGGGAUGGCCAGGAAUACGAGACGUUCUGGCAGCGUGAUCCGGAAGAUGAAGCCAGUCCGGACGCAGACACUGCGACAAAGGUCUUCAUCGGCAAGCUACCCGUCAUGCUGAAGUCGAAGAUCUGCACGUUACGGAAUCGAUCAGAGCAGGAGUUGUACGCUUUCCAAGAAUGUCCUUUCGAUCAGGGCGGGUACUUCAUCAUCAAUGGCAGUGAGAAAGUCCUCAUUGCGCAGGAGCGAAGUGCGGCGAACAUUGUGCAGGUGUUUAAGAAGAGAGGUUCACCUACACCGGUGGUCGCUGAGAUUCGCAGCGCGAUCGAGAAAGGCAGCCGGCUGAUCAGCACCAUGAUGGUGAAGCUGUAUGAGCGUACCAGCGGCACAAACUUGGGCAAGACGGUGAAGGCGACCUUACCAUACAUUAAGUCUGAUAUCCCGCUUGUGGCUGUAUUUCGCGCACUGGGUAUCGUAUCUGAUGAAGAUAUCUUGCUGCACAUCUGCAAGCGCGACGACACCCAGAUGCUGGAAAUGCUGAAGCCCUGCUUAGAAGAGGCAGCUGCGAUUCAGGAGCGAGAGCAGGCUCUCGACUUUAUCGGCCGCAGAGGCAACUUCGCCGGUACACGGGAAAAGCGUAUCAAGUUCGCUCGCGACGUCAUGCAGAAGGAGUUCCUCCCGCACAUCUCCCAGGAAGAGGGUAGCGAGACUAGGAAAGCCUUCUUCCUUGGCUACAUGGUCAAUCGACUACUGCAGGUCCAGCUUGGCCGUGUCGAGGAGGACGACAGAGACCACUUCGGCAAGAAGCGUCUUGAUCUUGCAGGUCCACUAAUGGCGCAAGUCUUCCGCUUGAAGUUUUCGCAGCUCGUGAAGGAUAUCAGAAAUUACCUACAUCGCUGCGUCGAGCAAGGCCGAGAGUUCAAUAUCAAUCUGGCAGUGAAGAGCAAUAUCAUCACUUCCGGACUGCGGUAUUCGUUGGCCACAGGUAACUGGGGUGACCAGAAAAAGGCUGCUUCUUCCAAGGCCGGCGUUAGCCAAGUGCUCAACCGCUAUACCUAUGCUUCCACGCUAUCACAUCUUCGGCGAACAAACACACCGAUCGGUCGUGAUGGCAAGAUCGCCAAGCCACGGCAGCUGCACAACACCCACUGGGGCCUUGUAUGUCCGGCGGAAACGCCGGAAGGACAAGCUUGCGGUCUGGUGAAGAACCUGGCGUUGAUGUGCUACGUCUCCGUCGGUACGCCGGGCACGCCGUUGAUAGAGUACAUGCGCCACCGCGGCAUGGAGCUGCUCGAAGAGUACGAUGCGGUGAUGAAUCCCAAUGCCACGAAGGUCUUCUUAAACGGUACUUGGGUCGGUGUGCACUCGAGUGGACAUCAGCUCACAGAGGCUUUGAAGGAGCUUAGACGGAAGGAAGUCAUCGGCUUCGAGGUGACCAUCAUUCGUGACGUACGCGAGCGCGAGAUCAAGGUCUUCACAGAUGCUGGACGCGUAAUGCGACCCCUGUUUGUCAUAGAUAACAAUCCGAACUCGCCAAACCGCGGCAAUUUGGUGCUGAGUCGAGAGCAAGUUGAAAAACUGUCAAAUGAUCAGAAGAUCAUCGGUUCUUUGGAAGGCCAGUCUGUCAGUGAGCAACAGAAGGCAGAGUUGACGUUCGGCUGGCAUGGCCUUGUCAAGAACGGCGUCAUCGAAUAUCUUGACGCUGAAGAAGAGGAGACUGCCAUGAUCAUGAUGACACCGGACGACCUCGAAGAGCACAAGCUUGCGCGUCUCGGCGAGGAUUGGGUCGAGGCCAAAGAGGAUCCGCACAGACGGAUCAAGGCCAAGCCGAACAAGCAAGUUCGCAUGUGGACGCACUGCGAGAUUCAUCCUGCGAUGAUCUUGGGCAUCUGCGCUAGUAUCAUUCCAUUCCCGGACCACAACCAAAGUCCGCGAAACACCUAUCAAUCCGCCAUGGGUAAGCAGGCAAUGGGCGUCACACUCACAAACUUCGGCAUUCGUAUGGAUACGAUGGCUAAUGUCCUUUACUACCCGCAAAAACCACUGGCGACGACGCGUUCGAUGGAGUUCCUGAAGUUCCGCGAUCUGCCGGCUGGGCAGAAUGCUAUCGUAGCAAUUGCUUGUUACUCGGGCUACAACCAAGAAGACUCCGUCAUCAUGAACCAAUCGUCGAUCGACCGUGGCUUGUUCCGCUCGUUAUUUUACCGCGCAUAUAUGGAUCAGGAGAAGCGGGUCGGCAUGAGCGUCGUAGAGCAGUUCGAGAAGCCCGUCCGGAGCGAUACGCUGAAGAUGAAGGGCGGCACGUAUGACAAGCUUGAUGAUGACGGUAUCAUCAGCCCUGGCUCUCGAGUGUCUGGAGAAGACAUCAUUAUCGGCAAGACGGCUCCGAUCGCGCCUGACGCGGAAGAGCUGGGCCAGCGGACGAAAUUGCACGUCAAGCGCGACGUCAGCACGCCAUUAAGAAGCACAGAGAAUGGCAUCGUUGACCAAGUGUUGCUUACGACCAAUACGGAAGGCCUAAAGUUUGUGAAGGUCCGAACAAGGACGACGAAGGUGCCGCAGAUUGGUGACAAGUUCGCCUCGCGGCAUGGUCAGAAGGGUACGAUCGGUAUCACUUAUCGCCAAGAAGAUAUGCCUUUUACCGCGGAUGGACUCACGCCAGACAUCAUCAUCAACCCGCACGCUAUUCCAUCUCGCAUGACGAUUGCGCACUUGAUCGAGUGUCUACUGUCCAAAGUCGGCGCCUUGACCGGCCAGGAAGGCGACGCCACACCCUUUACCGACGUCACGCUCACCUCGAUCUCGACUCUCCUUGAGGAACAUGGAUUUCAAAGACGUGGCUUCGAAGUCAUGUACAACGGGCAUACCGGCAAGAAACUUAACGCUCAAGUCUUCCUUGGUCCGACCUACUACCAGCGCUUACGGCAUAUGGUCGACGACAAGAUCCACGCCCGCGCCCGUGGUCCACUCCAGAUCCUCACUCGGCAACCCGUCGAAGGUCGUGCGCGAGACGGUGGUCUACGUUUCGGAGAGAUGGAGCGUGAUUGCAUGAUUGCGCACGGUGCCUCCGCGUUCCUCAAGGAGAGGUUGCUAGAUGUCAGCGACGCGUUCCGAGUGCACAUCUGCGAGAUCUGCGGCUUGAUGACGCCGAUUGCGAAGCUCAAGGAGAAGACGAUAGAGUGCAGACAGUGCAGGAACAAGAAUCGGAUUGCGCAGGUUAUCAUUCCUUAUGCGGCCAAACUACUGUUUCAGGAGUUGGCGGCGAUGAACGUUGCUACGCGGAUGUUCACGGAUCGGUCGGGCGUGUCCAUCCGCUAG
Molecule: messenger RNA, 3765 nt
Organism: Baudoinia panamericana UAMH 10762
Lineage: Eukaryota; Fungi; Ascomycota; Dothideomycetes; Mycosphaerellales; Teratosphaeriaceae
Exons: 1
Coding region: 1-3765 (1254 amino acids)
Biological process (GO): DNA-templated transcription
Cellular component (GO): RNA polymerase II, core complex
Molecular function (GO): ribonucleoside binding; DNA binding; DNA-directed RNA polymerase activity
Source: RefSeq, a predicted model, not a curated record